Messenger RNA from Aspergillus ibericus CBS 121593, 985 nucleotides. Its product is annotated as SSH4 family protein. The coding region runs from base 144 to 959 and encodes 271 amino acids. The transcript is spliced from 3 exons. The record is from RefSeq and is a predicted model, not a curated record. Lineage: Eukaryota; Fungi; Ascomycota; Eurotiomycetes; Eurotiales; Aspergillaceae.
GUAUGAUAACAAUAAUCACCAUUCCUAUUCAGUAUCGCAAUUUAUGAUAUACAGUGUCCAAGGACGAUCUAGGUGACCUUCAUAAUUUCAUGAGUACCUCCAACUCUUCUUCUUGAUGUGACUCCAGGCUUAAUUUUAUUGCGAUGGCAGGCCAAUCAGGAAACAUAACUCGACAGGAGACUGUGCCCAAUACAGCAUUCCCGCCACCUCCAGUAGCUGGGCUUUUCUGCUCGAGUACUGGGAACGCCUCCUGCGGCGAUGCGGAGCGUGCUCACAAAUUCUGUGAAGAAUUCCCUCUAUAUCGCCCCGUCAAACCAUUUGAUGCUAUGUACAGCUCUGUACAGAGAUAUGAUUUGUGUCCUUCACGCUCACCAGAGUUUUGCGGGAACAUAUCUGUGGUUGAUCAGGGGCGUUGGAGAGGGUCUACAACUAACGGAAACGGUGAUUGUCUUCUAACGACGAACCUGCCGCUCUAUUUCUCCAUGAAAGAUUCUCCAUUCCUUACAAAGACAAGCAAGACAAUUUACUUCGAAGUUAGACUAAUCGACAUCCGUGAUGGUCCUGCAACACAGUCCACCGAUGACAGCGGGUUUUCUGUCGGAUUCGUGGCACAGCCGUACCCCACCUGGAGAUUUCCAGGGUGGGAAAGGGGAAGUCUUGGUGUAUUCUCCGAUGAUGGAUGCCGCUUCGUGAACGAUUCUUGGGGCGGGAAGAGCUUCACGAGCAAGUUUACGAUAGGAGAGACUGUUGGCUUAGGGAUGACAUUCCGCCUCCCAAUGAAAGCGCCCUCGACCCCAGCAAAUGAAGACGAGAAGGUCAAUGUUGAAGUCUUCUUUACCCGCAAUAGGCUGGGAGGGGAUUUUGAUUUGUAUGGAGCUCUCGGACUUUUUGGGGGCGUGGACUUUGAGGUCUUGUUUGAUCCUGCGGUCUGGCUAUGGACCCCUCAGGACCGAUUCUAGAAGUCUUCUAGUUCUACUAUUCCGCG